AUCAUAAUACUUAAUUGCCUAGUAGAGAUAAAACAUUAAGUUAUGUGAUAUCAGUACUCGUUCGCACUUUCGCUCUCUAUCAGCAACAAAUACUUAAUUAUGUGCCAUCUUACGUAAAGCGACUGAAUCACGCCAGUUAUAUAAAAGAAAGGAGUCAUUUUAAAUUGCAAUAGUCACUCGCGCACUCGCAAUCAAGCAACGUCGUGAUAGAGUGAUCGAUGUGAUUCAUUAGAACGUUCCGUCGUCAUCAUGGAUACUUGGAUACUGCUGUCUCUCUUAGCUGGCACUAUCGCUAUUUAUUAUUACUUUUUUAAAAACUUGAAGUUUUUUGAGAAACAAGGAAUUUUACAUAUAUCACCAUGGCCUCUUGUGGGCAAUAUGGCGCCGGCUUUUCUUCGUCAGCUAUCGUUGGCCGAACUUAUUCAAAAAAUCUACAUUCUAAAUCGAGAUGCCAAAUAUGUUGGUUUCUUCGACGGUAUGAAUCCAGUAGUGAUAAUUCGCGAUCCAGAACUUAUCAAAGCCAUCGGCGUUAAGAACUUUGAGGCGUUCCCCGAUCAUCGUGCUUUCAUUGACGAAGUUAACGAUCCGCUGUUUGGCAAGAAUCUGUUUUCGCUUCGUGGCGAUAAGUGGCGAGACGUAAGGACUUUGCUAAGUCCCGCUUUUACAUCCAGUAAAAUGAAAACCAUGUUCAAGUUGAUGUCCGAGUGUGCCGUCUCUUUUACCGAUUUCUUAUCUAAAUUACCUCCUGACAAAAGUGUUAUGGAAUUGAAGAAUAGCUUCACUAGAUACACGAAUGAUGUAAUCGCAACUUGCGCCUUUGGUAUCAACGUCGAUUCUAUGAAGAAUCCUAACAAUGAGUUCUACGUUUACGGAAAGGAAGCUACUACCUUCAACACUUUGCGUACCAUAAAAUUCUACUUCGUUAGAAGUAUGCCAGUUAUCACGAAAAUGUUGGGUGUUAAAUUUAUUAGUGAACGCGUAGCCCAAUUUUUCAAAGAUCUCAUAAGAAGUACGAUAUAUACCAGAGACACGAAAAAUAUCGUACGACCGGAUAUGCUGCAACUGAUGAUGGAGACUAGAGGAAAGAGGGGACCCGGAAAGGAACUGACUAUCGAGGAUAUGACUGCGCAGGCGUUCAUCUUUUUCUUUGGUGGUUUCGAUACCGUCUCCACUUUAAUGUGUUUCGUUGCUCACGAAAUCGGCGUGAAUCCGGACGUUCAGGCCAAACUACGUGACGAGGUAGACGAAGUUAUGAAAACAACUAAUGGGGAAUUGACCUAUGAGGCAUUGAACGGAAUGCAGUAUCUUGAUGCCGUAGUCAAUGAGACUCUUAGAAUGUGGCCCGUAGCCGUUUUUCUCGAUAGGAUAUCCGCGGAAGAUUUUCAGCUACCUCCAGCACUGCCUGGCGACAAGCCAUUCCUCUUAAAGAAAGGGAUGAGCGUAUGGUUUCCUGUGUACGGUCUUCAUCGGGAUCCAAAAUAUUUCGAGAAGCCGGAUGAGUUUCGUCCCGAACGUUUUCUAGACGAAAAUAAAAAAGAGAUAAAUUCAGCCGCGUAUAUUCCGUUUGGUAUCGGUCCAAGAAUGUGCAUAGGCAAUAGGUUCGCAUUAUUGGAGACUAAGGUCAUGCUGUUCCAUUUGUUAGCUCGUUGCGAAUUGAAACCGUGCGUGAAAACUACGCAUCCGAUGCGAUUGAGUAAGUCAAACUUCACUAUGCUAGCAGAAGGAGGAUUCUGGUUGAAGAUCCAAGCGAGAAACAAUACUAAUGUAUCCUCUAAUACCGCUAAUGACUAUAUUUAAAUUCAGAAAGAGGCAAAUGAAAUUUGCAUUUAUAAAUAAAAAUUAGCGCAACAUUAUUUAAAAGGAAAGAAAUGAUAAUCGGACUGACGAAACAUACGUGCACAUACACAUAAAAUAAUUUUAUUUUAAGAUUCUGAUAUAAAAAUCAAAUUAUAUAAAUACAAAAUAAUAAUAUUUCAAUUAUUGUUUAUAAUUUUAUCUUUAUCUAUAUUAUUAGUGUUUUAUAAGAAUUGAAUACAAAUUUCUAAUUUUAUUAUAUUGUUAUUGUGCGAAUAUGUACAGUGGAUAGUUUAAUAUAAUGAAACUUAUUUCUACGAAUUUAUUACAACACAAAA
Molecule: messenger RNA, 2132 nt
Organism: Pogonomyrmex barbatus (red harvester ant)
Lineage: Eukaryota; Metazoa; Arthropoda; Insecta; Hymenoptera; Formicidae
Product: cytochrome P450 9e2 pseudogene
Source: RefSeq, a predicted model, not a curated record